This is a messenger RNA of Lotus japonicus, 1734 nucleotides long. Its product is annotated as inner membrane protein PPF-1, chloroplastic. The coding region runs from base 133 to 1461 and encodes 442 amino acids. Gene Ontology annotation, molecular function: membrane insertase activity. Gene Ontology annotation, biological process: protein localization to chloroplast; thylakoid membrane organization; protein insertion into membrane. The record is from RefSeq and is a predicted model, not a curated record. The transcript is spliced from 11 exons. Gene Ontology annotation, cellular component: chloroplast thylakoid membrane. NCBI's taxonomy places the organism in Eukaryota, Viridiplantae, Streptophyta, Magnoliopsida, Fabales, Fabaceae.
GCACACUGUCCUCGCCUCGCGAAAAAAUAAGGAUAAUUCGGAAAAUAUACCCUCAUCUCUAAUCCAAUCUCUCAUGAUGAUGAGAAGCUGAACCAUCUCCACUUCCAUCAUCAUCACCUUGAAGUAGUAGCCAUGGCCAACACACUCAUUUCUUCUCCAUCUUUCACCGGCACUCCGCUCCCUUCACUCCCUCGCCGCCACUUCCCCCACCGCGCGGCCAGGCUACUCACCACCAAGGCCUUCCACCAAAUCCCCCCAAUUCACUCCAUUAGCCAUUCCCUUGACUUCGCCGGAAUCGUCGCCAGGACCGAAGGUCUUCUUUACACGCUCGCCGACGCCGCCGUCGUCGCCGUUGAUCCUGCCACGACUUCCGUCGAUGCUGCUACACAGAAGAACGGAGGCUGGUUCGGCUUCAUUUCCGAAGCCAUGGAGUACGUGCUCAAGGUGUUGAAGGAUGGUCUGUCUGCUGUGCAUGUGCCUUACUCGUAUGGAUUCGCAAUCAUAUUGCUCACUGUUAUAGUUAAGGCCGCCACGCUUCCAUUGACAAAGCAACAGGUGGAAUCAACACUGGCUAUGCAAAAUCUUCAACCUAAAAUUAAGGCCAUUCAAGAAAGAUAUGCCGGCAAUCAGGAAAGAAUACAACUUGAGACCUCAAGGCUAUAUACGCAGGCUGGGGUUAACCCGUUGGCAGGUUGCUUACCAACUUUAGCUACAAUUCCUGUCUGGAUUGGUCUCUACCAAGCAUUAUCAAAUGUGGCAAAUGAGGGACUGUUAACAGAAGGUUUCUUAUGGAUCCCUUCUCUGGGUGGUCCUACUUCCAUUGCUGCUAGACAAAGUGGAUCUGGAAUUUCUUGGCUUUUUCCAUUUGUGGAUGGUCAUCCACCUUUGGGUUGGCAGGAUACUGCAGCAUAUCUUGUUUUACCUAUUCUUUUAAUUGCUACUCAAUAUGUUUCAAUGGAAAUCAUGAAACCACCUCAGUCAAACGACCCUACUCAAAAGAAUACACAACUUAUUUUCAAGUUUCUUCCGCUCAUGAUCGGUUACUUCUCACUAUCUGUCCCAUCAGGACUAACAAUUUACUGGUUUACGAACAAUCUCCUGAGCACAGCUCAACAAGUAUGGCUUCGCAAAUUAGGAGGUGCAAAACCUGUUGUAGAUGAAAAUGCUGGUGGAAUUAUUACUGCAGGACGGGCUAAAAGAUCAGCUUCUCAGCCAGCAAGGGCUGGUGAAAGGUUUAGGCAGUCAAAAGAAGAGGAGAAGAAUAAGAAGUUAAUGAAGGCACUGCCAGGGGAAGAACUUCAACCUUUGGCUUCUGCUUCUGAUGAUGGCUCCGAUGUAGAAAGUGACAACAAGGGACAGGAAGAUGGAGAAGAAGCUUAUGCCUCAAAAGUUGGUGAAGAGGUUCAAAGUUUUUCUAGGGAGAGAAGAAGCAAGCGUUCUAAGCGGAAGCGCGCUGUAUAGAAGUAUCACAUACGGUUGUUUGUAGCUUAUAGGGGAGUCUUGUAUAUCUCAACAGAUUGUCCCAUUUUUGGAUUGACUAUUCAAUUGAAUAUGUAAUUUAAUCCUGCAAAGCAUCUUGUAUCAGUGAAGUAGUUUUCCACAUGUUAGCUAAUGCAAAUUGUCUUAUGUCAUUCUUGAUUCCUUAUAUUCAUGAUUCUCUUGCUGUAAGCAAGGAAGCAUAGAAACUUGUAAAAACAAUCAAAUUUAAAGGAAAAUUUUACAAGCCUUAGUUUA